This is a messenger RNA of Ambispora leptoticha, 264 nucleotides long. The record is from the annotation of a GenBank genome assembly. Lineage: Eukaryota; Fungi; Glomeromycota; Glomeromycetes; Archaeosporales; Ambisporaceae.
AUGCCAAACAAAUCAAAGCAAAAUACCACAAAAUCCAAUAAAACGAAAAGCAAAUUAACUCCUGCUACGAAUGAUAACACUGACAAUAUUAAUGAACGAGAAAAGCCUGUGGAUAAGAAAUUCGCGCUUGUAGCUGAGAAGCCUGCCACAACCGGUGAAAUGGCAUUAGCAAACAGAGAAGAAAAGCUUGGUACGGAAAAAGUCAGCAAAAACCCAUACGUUGAAGUGGUCCAGAAAAGACUCCGAUCCUUGGGAAAACGACGG